AUUUUGAUUUUUAAAACGACAGGAUAUUAUAACCGCCUUUAUUGUAUUAAAAUAUAUAUACAUAUAGUACCUCAUAAAUAAAAAUGCCUACUGGAAAAAUUGAAAAAGUUUGUGGCGAAGAAGCUGCACAUGACGGUGAAAUUACAUGCGUUUUUUUUGAAAGUAAUAACGGUUUACUCUUCUCUGGCGGUGAAGAUGGAAAAAUCAAAAUUUUUGAUAAAGAUCUUAAAUUGAAGAAACUUUUAAAUCAUCAUGAUUCAUAUAUUUGUACGUUGGUUGUUUCACCAAAAGGAAAAUUGUACUCAGUCAGUUAUGAUGGUUGUUUCAAAAUAAUGGAAAAUCCUCAUAAAUCAAAUUAUUCAAAAGAUUUUUUGCAUGCAACAUUCCACGUCAGCUGUAUGUACCUUACUGGUGAACGAUUGGCUGUUGGUGAUGACAGUGGAGUUAUUAAAAUCUUUAAUAAAGAUCAAUUACAAUACCAACUUAGACCAGUUACAAAUGUUUUAUCAUGCGCAAUUGAAAAUGAAAUGGUUUAUGCAGUUAGAGAUGAAAUCGUUGUCACACAAAUUGUACCAGGAAAACCAGUUAAAAUUAAUGAAUUAUGUGUUAAAGAAGGUACUAAACCAUUAUGUUUAGCUGGACCAAAAUUAGCUGACAAAAAUUGUACAUCAUUUUUGAUAUAUUGUACAAAAGAUGGUUUGGGCCUUGUUUGUGUUAAUAAUCAUUCAGAAUUUGAUGAAGUUUGGAAAUUAGAAAAUGUUCAUACUGAUGAAAUUUGUGCUAUGUUCCCAACUGAAAAAUAUCUUUUUACUGGUGCUAAAGAUGGUUUUAUUAAAAUGUGGGGUACUCUUACUACAAAAGCAACUUUAUUGGCUGAAAUUAAUGUCGGUGCUGGUGUCAAUUUCCUUUGCAAUGGACCUGGUAUUAACGUUCUUUAUGCAGGUUGUGCUGAUGGAUAUGUACGAAGAGUGGCAUUUGCGUAAUUUCGUUAAUUUUAACAUUAUAAAAUGGCUAAAUUACUUGCAUAUUUGCGUUAAAAUAAAAAAAGAUCUGAGUAAUAUUAUAUUUUGCAAUUUCAUUAAGUUCAAUUAAUUUUUUUUCUUUCGUUUUUGUUUUAAAUAUAUAAAUUAAUGUAUUCUUAAUCAUAAAAGUUAUAAGAUAUUACGAAAAAAUA
This is a messenger RNA of Condylostylus longicornis, 1174 nucleotides long. RefSeq lists its product as uncharacterized. Bases 84 to 983 code for a protein of 299 amino acids. The record is from RefSeq and is a predicted model, not a curated record. Lineage: Eukaryota; Metazoa; Arthropoda; Insecta; Diptera; Dolichopodidae. The transcript has 3 exons. Gene Ontology annotation, molecular function: protein binding.